AUGUUUAACAAAGGCCUACCAUUACUCUGUGGUGGAAACGUGUUCGAUUUGUCUUUCCUUCAGAAAAACUUGACAAAAUUGGGGCUCGAAAACGCCUUGAUGAUCUCGAAAUUGGAGCUCAAUUUCUCCCGGUACCCUCUCCAGGGGCUAGAAGAGUACCCGUUUGGUCCCCCAGAGGCUAUUGACAUAAUGUUGGUGACCCAAGAGCUCGAGGAUUUCUCCAUGUAUUGCAAGCGGCUUGGAGGCCUUCAACCUCCGGCGCUAUGUCUUUUGGCGCGAUUUCCGUUGCUUGAUGACGUGGCGACACGCUAUUUGAAACGUCUUGGACGCGAACAUACUUACCGGGCUGCAUGGAAUUCAUAUUGGGAUAUGAACCUUCUGUCCAAGGCUCACAAAAAUGCAAUUCAGGAGCUGGCAAUUUUGCAGGCGCAAGCAGCUGCAUCUGCAGUCAAAGUAGCCGCUGUUACAGCCAGAGCCGCUUUAGAGAUACACUGCCCAAAGCUACAAUAUCUCUUCUUAUGCAAUGGACCUGUCUUUAAUUUUGAGCUGGCGGGACCAAGACAAUGGCUAAUUCUUUCGACAGACCGCCUCGCCAUAAAUAGUCGGCCAUACAGCAGUAAAGAAGAAUUGGUGUGCGAGCUGCAUGUCGAUGUCAAGAAGGAGUCGGUCACUAUUGUGAACGAGCAGAAUAUUAGAUUCAGCAAGUCCGCCGGAUCUCGUCCGGUCUUUGAAGGGGGAUGA
This is a messenger RNA of Endocarpon pusillum Z07020, 741 nucleotides long. RefSeq lists its product as uncharacterized. The coding region runs from base 1 to 741 and encodes 246 amino acids. NCBI's taxonomy places the organism in Eukaryota, Fungi, Ascomycota, Eurotiomycetes, Verrucariales, Verrucariaceae. The transcript has 2 exons. The record is from RefSeq and is a predicted model, not a curated record.